AUCCCGAGGGGAGGAAACCCACAGGACCCCUCACCUCUUCCCAUCAGCAGCCCGGCCAGCCUGACGCACCGUAAGCGGGGCUGGGAGCGGGAGCCCGGACGGCAGCUCCGCUCCCGGUGCGGCUCCCGAGGGACGGCCGCGUCGGGCUCGCUGCCUGCUUCUCUGCGUGCCGCCGGCUCUUCAAGGUCAUCCGCCGUCUCGCUUGGUCGGGCGCGAUCCCGCCGCGCUCCCACCUCUUCCCCUCCCCAUCCCCAUCCUCAUCCUCAUCCCCAUCCCCAUCCCCAUCCCCUACCUCAUCCUCAUCCUCAUCCUCAUCCUCAUCCUCAUCCCCAUCCCCAUCCCCAUCCCCAUCCCAUCCCGUCCCCCCCGCCUCCGCCGCGGCCCUCCCACCGCGGCUCUGCCCGCCCUCCGCCGCGCCGGGCGCGGGCGCGGGAGCGGCGCUGCGCUGCGGCGGGGCCGGGGGCCGGGGUCCGGCGGGCGGCGAGCGCUGCCGCCGUGCCGCGGCUGGGGGCCAUGCCGCCGCGCCGCCCGCCCGCCGCGCCGCCCCGCCGCCCGCCCGGAGACCGGCGAGGCAGCGCCCAGCGGCGGGCGGGAUAAUGCGGCUGCCCAGCCCGCAGGCACCGCCAGCGGGGCGCCCCCGCCGCCAUGUCCCCCCCGGCCUCGGCCGCCGCCACCAGCGAGGGAGGCAGCAGCACACCGGUGCCUCCGGAGGAGGAGGCGGAGGGGGCCCGAGAGGAGCAGCGGCCGGUGAAGCAGUCUCUCAGCAAGUCCUUGUGCCGAGAGUCCCACUGGAAAUGCCUGCUGCUGUCCCUCCUCAUGUACGGCUGCAUGGGAGCCAUGACCUGGUGCCAUGUCACCAAGGUGACCCGGCUGACAUUUGACAGCGCUUACAAGGGCAAGUCCAUGAUGUACCACGACAGCCCCUGUUCCAACGGCUACGUCUACAUCCCCUUGGCCUUCCUGGUGAUGCUCUACGUGGUGUACCUGGUGGAGUGCUGGCACUGCUACACCCGCAACGAGCUGCAGUACAAAGUGGACGUGGAGAGCGUGCACGAGCGUGUGCAGCGGAUGCAGCAGGCGACACCCUGCAUCUGGUGGAAGGCCAUCAGCUACCACUACGUCCGCAGGACCCGGCAGGUUACCCGCUACCGCAACGGGGAUGCCUACACCACCACCCAGGUGUAUCACGAGAGGGUCAACACCCAUGUGGCAGAGGCCGAAUUCGAUUAUUCCAACUGUGGAGUUAAGGACAUCUCCAAGGACCUCAUUGACCUAGAGAGCUACCCGGCCACGCGGCUCCGCUUCACCAAGUGUUUCAGCUUUGCCAACGUGGAGUCGGAGAACUCCUACCUGACCCAGCGGGCCCGCUUCUUCACAGAGAAUGAGGGCUUGGAUGACUACAUGGAGGCCAGGGAGGGCAUGCACCUCAAAAACGUGGACUUCAAGGAAUACAUGGUGGCCUUUUCCGACCCAGACAACCUGCCUUGGUAUGUAUCCCACUAUGUCUUCUGGGUGGCGGCUCUGCUGACCCUAUCCUGGCCCCUGCGGGUGCUAAAUGAGUACCGCACCUCCUAUGUCCAUUACCAUGUGGAGAAACUCUUUGGGUUCGACUACGUGGCGGUGACGCCGGCCGAGGAGCGCUCCUUCUGCCGGAGGAUGCCCCGUGUCAACACGGUGGACAGCACCGAGCUGGAGUGGCACAUCCGAUCCAACCAGCAGCUGGUGCCCAGCUACUCGGAAGCGGUCCUGAUGGACUUGGUGGGGCUGUCUGGCUGCACCAGCUACUCUGCUUGCCGGUACGGGGGCUACCGGCAGAACUGCGAGCGGUGCCACAGGACUAUAAGCAGCUCCUCCAUCUUCUCCCGCAGUGCCCUGAGCAUCUGCAACGGCAGCCCCAGGAUCCCCUUCAGCAGCAGCCGCUUCUCCCUCGGCCGCCUGUACGGCUCGCGACGCAGCUGCCUCUGGCAGAGCCGGAGCGGGAGCCUGAACGAGCAGAGCUGCCCCACGGAGCAGACCCGCCUCUCCAGCCAGGUGACUGUAGAGGAGGAAGACCCCCCUCCUUACCAGGACGCCCUCUACUUCCCCAUCCUCAUCGUGCACCGCAAUGAAGGCUGCCUAAACCACGACCACCGUCACCUCCACCGCAACGGGUCCUGUGUAGAGACCUCACUGUGAAAGCAGAGGCCGGUAAGAUCUCGUUGUCCAUUGCCUGGCUGGAGCCAGCGCAGGAUUUGAGGAGAGGAGCGCAGGGGAGGCAGAUGGCCCAGGAGGACAUCAGGAUGGAGCGGACAGAGCAUCUCGCUCCAGCAGCCAGCAAAAGCUCCCCAUGCCGUAGCCCUGACCUCCCGGAGGGGUGAGUGCUGAUGCUCGCCCUGUGACACGGCACAGAACUCUAGACUGACCAUCACAUGCAAAAAAAAAAGAACCCAAACCAACCCCAACACCGUAAUUCAUGGCAUCAAGAUCCAAAGGGGGGAAUAAAAAGACAGGCCUGAUGCAGGGAGGAGGGUGCUUUGUCUCCCAGCCCUGGCUCCAGGCUGGCUUGUGCUCUGAGGAACCAGCAGCCACCAGAAAGCGCCCUGCUGCACCUCUGCCCACCCCGCUGCCCAUGCUGGAGUGACACCUCUCGCAGGGUGCAGGGGAACAGGUUCCUUGGGAGAGGCGUGUCACUGCCUGUGCCUACAGGUCUGGGGCAUCCAGGCACGUGGAGCUGAGCGGCAAGGUUAGAGCAAAGGCUGAAAGCCACAAAUCCAGCUCUUCCCCUUCCCCCCGACUGUUCCCACCCUCCCCACUGUUUUUUUUAGACCAUGCUCCGACUGUUAACUCUGUUCUCACUGCUGGGAAUGGCACCGCCUCCAGAGGAUCCCAGGCUCAGCUCCUUAGGAAGCUUCAGCACGCCAGCUCUGAGAGUCAGCAUCCCCUAGGUAAAGGGCUUUCUCUUUGGGAUUACAGCAGGCAGGCAGCACCAGGGAAGGGAUGAAUGUGUGAACCCAGAUGGAGUGGAGAUCUGCGGCGCUUCUGAUCUGCUUGCUGGAGGAGAGCUCAGCUGGAAAGAGAAGAUGGGAGGCCCCUGCUGAGCUGGGGAAUGGGGAGAGGAUGGCACUGGGACAGGCAUCGUGGUAAUAAGUGACACAUAAAGUGGCCGAGGUCCCUUCCUGGCUUUGAAGUGAGUCCUAAUUGGUUCCAACAAGCAUCAAGGAAGGCUCUGAGUUCGUGUUGGGACUUGGCCAACAUGGAUGAAUGUUGAAUAUAUACUAUCUCUGCAAGCAGUAGGUUGAAUUGUUCUGCUCUACUGCCUCCAUCACAGCUGCUCUGCCAAGGGAAACAUUAUGCCUAUGGAUGCGAUCUCUUCAACUCCCUCAAAAGCAAGAUAACAAGCAGGUUGACCUCCACCACACUGAGAGAGGAGCCUUCUCCCACAGGACUACAGCCUUUCCACAUAGGAGGGAAAAGAGGUCCCAAGGACAGAACUGAACCUUCAAGAUCCGUGGCGUCCCCUUCCUCCUUCCCUCCUCACCUUGUCUGUGUGUCCUGGGGGAGGGACAGUUUCUUGUGGAGGUCAGCAAGCUCCUCUUCCUGCAGCUCAUAAACAGGCUCUACUAAGAGGUACAUCAACCACCUAUGCAACACGUCCAGAAGCUGCCAAGUUUUCAGGAGCCCAUUGCAAUGUGCAGCAUGACCAUCCAGCACUGCGAAUAAGCACAGUGGCUGCUGGAAAGCUAAGUGGGUUUUAUUCCUCCUCCCCACCAAGGAAGACUGUUUUUGUUGGGCCUUUUUGUUCGUUUGUUUUGGUUUUGAUAACUUCAUUUGGGAAAAUUAAGCUUGUGAGAAAUUGGUGCCCAUCCUGAACCCUCCCUGGUCUUUUGAACUUUGGGAAUGGAUGGAUCCCCUACUGUGAUUAUAAUUUAGCGGAUUUUGUAGAGCAAACUUCACACACAGGCACAUGAGGUUCUUUCCAUCAGCACAAGCUGCUUCUGUGAUCUUAGCUACUCACAUUAGUGAAAGAAAAAGCCUAGCUAGAACGUGGUGAGAUGACUUAGUAUUUUGUAUCGGUCCCAUGGUCACAAUGUCCAUUAGCAGUGCCAUCAGCUGCCGUGCCAUGAAUUUGGACUUUGAAUGGCAGUCCAUGAACCAGUCAGGGUGAAAAUGUUUGGAAAAGCCCAAGCCUGAGUCUAUAUGUGUCUGCAGAAGCAGCUGCACAGAGAGGAUCAGCUGAAAGCAGGCAUCACCUCCUCCUCAGCCACGCUAGAGGCUGGUGGGCUCUGUUUGUGCUGCACUUUCCCUCCCAGAGUGAACCUGUCCCCAGGGGCCAAGCAGAGGGAAAGGAAAGUAAUUGUGUGUCUGAUCAAGCAGCAUGCACAGCACCAUUCAGCAGGCUGGGGAAAAGCGGUGACAAGUAGAGCCCAAAAUAACAGCAUUUCACUUUGGAAAUGCCAACGGCUUUUUAAAACUGACGUGAGACCAAAAGGCCAUAAUGGUGGUGAGAAGUGUUCCAGGUUGCUGUUCCUUGCUGAAAAAAAAUAGAUUUUUGAUGAUGGGGUGGGUUUAAACACUCCAGCCAGCUCUGUUAGACAUGUGCAGUGCUGGUACCAGGAGAAGAAAUGCUCAAGGAAGAUUGGGAUGGUGGCCCUGUUGCUACGCAGGGGGAUAGCGUGAUAAGGAAUGAAGGCUGGAGUUUAAAGGCUUCCUCUGCCCCUGGAGGUGUGACCUGGCUGCUCACCCAGGCGUUUGUGCAUGUCAGUGGGCUUCUGCAUGGUUGUGUGCAUGUCCAGGACCCCCAGCCCUGCAGAGGGUUGGUGUGUUUGUGGCUGUGGUCUGGUGUCACCCACCCGUCCUUGCGGCAAGGGCUUUGUUUGGUGACAGAGCAUUGCUGCUUCCUUGUGAGUGGAAACUCCUGACCUGAUUUUUGUGGGGAGAUGGUGUGAAGUGUCACAUUUGCUGCAGCGAGUGGCAGGGAGCAGGGAUAAAAGCAUGGAGCAAGCUGUGUUUGAGAACAAGCUAAUCCCUUUCCUGAAACGGGAGAGCUGCUGGAUCUGCUCCCUGGCCAGCACUGUCCAGCUCUUCCCACCCUCCCAAACCUGAUGUGCAAACUGUUAUUCCUCUGAGGAGCCAAAGCAACCCCUCCCCUGAACUCCUCCAAGGCUGUGCAUUUGCAUCAUUUUGGUCCUCUCUGUGCUAGCACUGUGGGCAGCUGUGAAAUGCCAGUGGAUGUGUGAUGAUCUCAGGCAUGCUGGUGGCCAGACCUCACCAUGACCUGCUGGUUUGCCUGCAUACAGCCUCCCAACAAUGCUUCUGGUUGUGAGGCAGCACACCCUGGCCUCACUUUUGCACCACUUUAUGCUCUCCCAGAGAAUUUCACAGCACUUCUCUGAGCCUUUGUAGACAGGGUAAGUUCAACAGACCAAAGGUAGAAAACAGAAGGCCUUGACAUUUUGGUCGUCUCCAGGUUCCUGGUGCUGUCUCUUGGCAGAAGAGGCACAUGAGCUGUUGUGGCAGUGUGGGACCAGGGGACAGUGUGUCUUCUGGGUGAGUUUCCAAACACAGGCUCUGCUUCUUUGCUGGGACCAAGGGCAGCUUUGCUAUGGGCUGAACAAGGCACACCUGAUGGAGGAGCUAGCUGAGGAGGGCAAAAUAGUAUGUGAAUGCUCAGCAAGACAUGGGGAGAGGAGGAGAUGUUGAAGAACAGCUGUAAAAGGCUUUUCGGAUGUGAUGUCUUUGCCCCAAGACAUGAGGCAAGACAGGGCUGAAGGCUGCUCUGCUGGAACAGUGGUGCUGCGAGGCAGGGAGGGUAGGGGUAGUAGAGAUAGUAGGGCAUUUGAUGGAGAAGCCCAGGAAUAAAGCAGGCUUUCCGAGCAGGCUGAGGAUGCUCUGGGCCGGGGAGACAGGCAGGAGGCAUUUCCAAGCUGAGGUGCCCAGACCAAGCCUUUCUGUAUUGUCAGAGCAGUGAUGCUGCCUCCGAGCCCAGCACUGACAGUUCGAGCACGUGUCACCAAACAGCAAUGGCUAAUGCAGCCACAAGGUGUAAAUGUCACUAAUGAAUAAAUUGCCUUGUGCCUUGGAGAGGCCAAUCCAUCACAGCCAGGGACAGGGAUCUGACAGGCUUGGCUAUUUCAGGCGUAGCCUGUAGGGAGGAGGAACGCUUCAUUUCUGAGCCAUCCACUCCACCUAGGGAAGCUGAUACAAGGCUUGGUCCUGCGCUGCUCAGGCUUCAUCCCUCUUCACUGCAAUGGAAGGAAGAAGCAGGAGGGGGUCUAGAUUAGCCAAAAGUGCCCUGUCUGCAGGGCAGUGUGUGAGCCCCAGCCGAGGCUAGCUGGAGAUGGAGUUUUGAGGAGGCUGCUGCACACAGGGCACAUGUGCUGUAGGUGCUGACAGGAUAAAGCUGUGUAUCCCCAGUGACCCCGAGGGCUUGUGUCAGUUGUCUUUUCCCCCCCUGCUGUUGAACCCCAGCCACCAGCACCUCGGCUGGCUGUCAGGGGGCCAGCAGGUACGUGGCAGGCAAGGACAGAAGCUCAGUGUGGACAAAUCCAGCUCUGGGGAAACAAAGGGAGGCUGAACGCAGCAACCAUUUCCAGGCACAACCUCUGCCCAUCCCCACGGCAGCCUGCUCCUCCACCCCCAGUUGGUGCUUGAAAUCAACCUGCCAUCCUGUUUACAGCAUAUGCCAGCAUGACACCUUGCAAAUCGAUGCCUGGGUCGCUGUGAGCAGAAGCCGCCAGGCUUGGGAAGCCAGCCAUGGGCUCCUGCUGCUGCGUGUGCUGUGCUCGGAGCAGCAGAAGCAGGGCUUGCCAUCUGCUGCAGGAGGGAGCCAGCCAGACACCCCUGCUCCGGCCUGAUGGGCACCCACUGGCAUAGCCCAAGUGCAAGCCCUUGUGUCAUUCCCCCUGCUUUACUUCCCAGCCACCCUCUUGUCUCUCCCCAUGUCUGUGGCACAUGGGCAAGGGGAUGCUCCCAGCUUGGCUGGGGGUCCUCUGCUGCUGCUGAGUGCUGCUCACACUGCAUUGGUGCAAGGGAGAGAAGACCAGCUCCCAGGCAAAGUGCCAAGGUUGUUCCCUCCUCAGAUGGAGGCCCACAGCUGACCCCCUCCUCAAAGCCCUGCAGCACUCCUUGGGGAUGGAUCUCAUGGAAGAGCUAAAGGGUUCAUACUGGCCCUUCCCAGCACAGAGUGACCUGUUGGUUACCGCUCUGCAUGGCAGUCCCAAACCACGGUAACCAGACCUGGACCUCACAAGUGACCCACCAAUGACAGGAGUGUUCACACUCAGACAAUCUGCUGUUGCUGUCAGGACUUUCAUUUUUACCAACAUGUAUGGCAUUUGAAGUAGUUUCAACCCUUGCAGACUGGCAGAUAGCAGGCUCUUGAUGUGGGCAAGUAGUGCAGCCUGCUCAGUUUAGGCUUUUCUGUUUGGCUAGGAGAUUGAUGGGAGGGAAGGCAAAGGGGUGUCCAGGAGCAGGUUUGGAGGGUGCUGACAGCCUUGGCCAUUUGCAGGAAAGGAGAUGUGAGUAUCCUUGGAAAGCAAGUCAACAGUUGUUGUGGUGAUGAUAUGUUUUCCCAAGCCCUUUUCUUUCCAUCCCUGUUCCUCACUGGCUCUGGCAGCCAGUUCCUCCUGUGUCUGCUAGCGUACCUGAGAGAUCUCAUCGCUGCCCUCCCAGCACGAGCUUUCAUUGCACAACUGGCUGACCAGAUGCAGCCCUGUACUUGGAGCUACAGCCAGGCUUGACUAGGACCAGGCCACCUCCAUUAAGCCCCCACCCUCGCUGCUGGAGCUGUUCCUUCAUCAGCCUAAUGCCGACCUGGGUCUUUUCUGCUGUUUCUGAACACGAGUUCUCAUCUCAUUCAGGUGUGUCAUUCAGUGGAAAUAUUUUGUAAAUGCAAAUAAAAAGAAAUAAAUCUAUUCAAUACCUCGGUCUCGAGGAUGGGAAGCAAGGUGUGGGAGAUGCCCGGGUAGGGAGGUUUCACAGUUGCUGCUGCUGGCUAGGGUUUCUUGUGGACAGAGCCCCUGGAACACCCAUGGGAGCUACACAGGCCUGUGAGGGCUUGGGGCUGAGCCCUGUCAGCACCCCUGGCAUGGCCGCCACUGCUGGGAACAGCCUCACACUCCAUCCUUUCUGAUCUAUAAGGGCAUGACAUGGCACAGGUAAAGGUCCUGUCGGCUGGCAGCCAGCGGCACCACGGGUGUCUGUAUCCAUCAGGCAGAGCAAGGCAGAAGCGGGUAACGUGGCGAACAGAUUCUUUUGUGAACACUGGGAAACAGUUUUUACUUUUCAACUCUGUCAAUAUGAUCUAGCUCUGUCUGUCUCUCUAUAUAUGUACAAACAGUAUAUCACAAUGUUGCCUUUUUUGUUGGAAAUAUCAAAGUACAAAGAUUGUAAACCAAAUCGGUGUAAUAAAAGUUUCGGAUGAUUCACUGA
Molecule: messenger RNA, 8409 nt
Organism: Strigops habroptila (Kakapo)
Lineage: Eukaryota; Metazoa; Chordata; Aves; Psittaciformes; Psittacidae
Gene: TMEM151B
Product: transmembrane protein 151B
Exons: 3
Coding region: 646-2175 (509 amino acids)
Source: RefSeq, a predicted model, not a curated record